AUGGACUCCUCGUCACUGCGCCUGUCUGGACGAGGAGGAGGCCAGCAUCAUCUGCACAACCGCAGCGGCGGCGGAGGCCCGAACGGCGGCGCCACUACGCGCGCAUCGCAUUCGCCCCUGUGGAUUCCGCCCCCCGUGCCCGGCGGCCCUCCAGUCCUGGUGGACACCGUGUCCGUGGGCGGGCACGCUGCCUACGGCGGGGGCCACGGCGGCAUGUCCUACGCUGGCGGGCCUGCUGGAGCCUACGCUCAUGCCGCGGCCGCCGCUGCUGCCGCUGCCGCCGCGGCUGCCGGACUCGACCGACCGUCGUGGUUCGAGAUGCGUGCCGUCACGGAGAGCCACGUCAACCACAUCGUACCAGUCACUGCCGUGCUGGCCGACCCUGCCGAGGAGCUCAUCUGGUCUGGCCUCGACAAUGGACGCCUGAUUUCGUACAUGAGCCCGGGCAUGGACCACUACUCCUCGUUCCAAGCCCACAAGUCGGCGGUUCGGCAGCUGCACGCCGACCAGGCGGGCAUCCUCUCCAUCUCCUCCGACACCAUUCGGCAUCACACGCGCGGUGGCCUGCUCAACUUCUCCUACAGGCACGCCACGCAGCUCCUCUUGUGGCAACCACAUGCCUCUUUGAUGCUGCUGGGCGGAGAUCUGGCCGCACUCCAGCUCUUUGACCUGUCGCGCUCGCAGGUCGUGAAAGAGAUCGACAUCGGCACCGCGGUCACUUGUAUGCAGCGGUCCCGGCUCAUCUGCUGCGGUGGCAGCAAUGGCCAAGUGUCCAUGCUCGAUCCUCGCACUUACAGGGUGGAGAACACUGUGGAUUGCCAUUCGGCGGGGAUCAUGGACCUCGACAUCAAGGCCGACCUGCUCGUCACAUGCGGCCUCUCCAAAACGCACUCCCGAAUGGGCCAGACCUAUGGGCCCAUGCUGGACCCCAUGGUCAAGGUCUACGACGUGCGCACAAUGCGGCCGCUGGCGCCCAUCGCCUUCCCGCCAGGAGCCUUCCUGCUCAAGUUCCACCCCAAGUUCUCGUCGAGCCUGUUCAUCGUGUCCCAGAAUGGGCAGAUACAAAUCUGCGAGGCGCAGGGCGACCCCACCAGCCUGCAGAUGUACCAGGCCGACUGUGGCGGAGACCUGGUGACGUCAUUCGAUAUCGCCAGCACGGGAGAGUGCCUCAUUUUUGCCGACAGUGGAGGAUAUGUACAUCAGUGGGCCGACAGAGAAGAAGUGCAGAUCAACCAAUUCUCGCUGCCCACUCCCCUCCCCGACAAGCCCUACCGCCCCGCCCCAAAAGCCUACGACGACUCGGGUUCUCUGGCCAUGUACAUACUGCCCCAGACGGAGGAGCCCUUACUGUCGUCGUGGCCCUUGGCCAUGACCUGCGCCGUACCGCGAAAGCCUGCCCCAAUACCGCCGCAGAUCAUCAAUAACCUCAAACCGAUGGGCAAGUGGCUCGCUGCCCCCAAUGUAGGGCUCAAGCGGAAUGCACUCGUCACCGCUGUUGAGCCGCCACGACACAAACGAACACUUCGGAUUGAUUCGAAUAAGCCACCAAUCAUUCCACCGAAGCACUACCGACAGAUGGCGAUCAAGUACUCCAAAAUGGGUGUACAGGAUUUCAAUUUUGGAUAUUACAACCGCACCAAGUUCGGCGGUUUGGAAAACUUGCACUCCAAUGCCUACAUGAACAGUUGCCUUCAGGCGUUCUACUUUAUUCCCCAGCUUCGGGCGCACAUGCUCAACCACCUGUGCGAUGACGAAUUUUGUCUGUGCUGCGAGCUGGGCUUCCUCUUCCACAUGCUCGACAUCUCGAACGGCGUCAGCUGCGAUGCGAGCAACUUCCUCCGCUCGUUCCGUCACAUCCCGCAGGCGACCUCCCUGCUCGAGCCGGCCGAGCCCGACGCCGAGCGCAUCACCUACGGCAAGCUGGGCCAGCAGUUCCACCUGGUCAUGGUCAACCAGCUCAAUAAGGAGAGCAUGAAGAAGGGCGGCGACGGCCGGCCGUCGCCCCGCACUGCGGGCACGCCGCCGACAAGCGGAGGUGCGUCGCCCACACCUGCGGCGCAGCCGUCGAGCGCGGGAGGCAGCCCGCAGUCACCGCGGAGCGUGGGGCGGUCUUCCGGUGGUGCUCCGCUGGGCGGGAGCGGCGGCAAGGGCGCCGCGGUCUUGGGCGCCAUCGGCCAGGAGAGACGGAACAGCAAACCGCAGCAGUCAUUCACCAAUCCUGGUCUGCUGGACCAGCUGUUCGGGUCGACGUUCCUUCUACGUACGCGGUGCUCGAUGUGCAAUUACUCUGUCGUGCGAGACGUGCGAACGUACUCUGUCGAACUGGCAUUGCCGCCCAAGCAGGGCCAGGCAUGCGACUCGUUCGGAGACACGUUGCGGCACAGCCUCAGUCACGAGUUCACGGCCAACGGGUGGUGCGAAAAGUGCGGCCGAACGCGACGGCUCAUUCAACGAUCACAAAUCAAGCACCCGCCCAACAUCUUCUGCCUCGCGUUCUCGCUCAAGGACGAGCACGUGCAAGAAUGGCAGACGCGCCACGAAGGAGGUGGCGGACCGGACAAGUGGAUUCCCCCACGGUUCAAGCUCAAGAAGGAGAUCAUGGGAGAUUCCGUUAUUGUGGAGGAAUGCGACAGCGACGACCAAUCAGAGAGUGUUGGGGCAGACGUCUAUGAACUGACGUCGGUCGUAUGGCACGUCUACAACCCCAUGGAGCGGGAACCGGCCAAGCGAGGACACCUGGUGGUACACACCAAGGUGCCCCGCUCGUACCAUGAUAAGGAGAACGUCAUCCCGACCGCCGCCGUGAUGCAGCCGGAGAUCGACGAGGCUAGCUUCGCGGAGGAGGCUGAGGUGCCCAACUCCGAUUGGUACCUGUUCAACGAUUUCCACGUCACGGCCACCCUCCCCGAAGAGGCCUUCACCUUCAACCCGCAGUGGAAGGUGCCGUGCCUGCUCUACUACGCACGAGUGGACCUCAACGAUCGUGUACCGGUGAACAAGGUGGUGAGUCCCAUCACCGAGGACGUGCUCUUUGCCGACAACCCAAUGGAACGAGAAGAUCUGCCCAAGGCGGGCGACAUCCUCGCCCUCGACGCCGAGUUCGUGUCCCUACAAACGCUUGGUGUCAUCGUGGGUGGGAGAAGGUGA
Acanthamoeba castellanii str. Neff is the source of this 3147-nucleotide messenger RNA. RefSeq names its product poly(A)specific ribonuclease subunit protein, putative. Bases 1 to 3147 code for a protein of 1048 amino acids. The record is from RefSeq and is a predicted model, not a curated record. Gene Ontology annotation, molecular function: protein binding. Lineage: Eukaryota; Discosea; Longamoebia; Acanthamoebidae. The transcript has 23 exons. Gene Ontology annotation, cellular component: P-body; PAN complex. Gene Ontology annotation, biological process: nuclear-transcribed mRNA poly(A) tail shortening.